Molecule: messenger RNA, 204 nt
Organism: Westerdykella ornata
Lineage: Eukaryota; Fungi; Ascomycota; Dothideomycetes; Pleosporales; Sporormiaceae
Exons: 2
Coding region: 1-204 (67 amino acids)
Source: RefSeq, a predicted model, not a curated record
AUGGAUUCCGCAGCAGAAGGGCAGCGCAACCCGUCAGGUACGGCACCAGAGCCGACUGCACAGUUCACCAGCAACCAGAUCAACUAUCCAGCGGAGAUGCCGACCUCCACUACUUCCGGCUUCGUUAGAGCGAGCAGCGCGUCCCGUGACGAGCCCAAUAAGACAAUCGACAUUAUGCCCUCUGAAAGUUCCUAUGCACCAUGA